AUGACUGACGACACUCAGGUUGACCAGGAGGCAGAUGAGCCUGCCUCGCCUCCGAACAAGAAGCAACGUCCCGAUGAGGUGUCCGCGACGGCCACGCGGACGAACAGUGAGCUUUCCCUGGCUGCGAAAUCAGGAUCCAACCUCGAUUUUUCCGCGCUGCAUCAGGACCUCAGCCCGGCAGGCUGCAGUGCCAAAGCUUUGGCAGAGGGCUCCGAGCUGGAGCCCUCGAGUGGGCCUGUGGUUCGACAGGAGUCGGUGACCUUUUCUGCCGAUGCGGUGCGCCGUGAGCUGGGAGAGCAGGGCACCCCCGUGCCCUCGCUCGUUCGGAAGCCGGCCAUUAUGUUUGAGGAGAUGAAGAAGGAAUCCCGGGAUGACUUGCCGGCCACACUCCCUGCCGAAGCAGAGGCACUGCCUCAGCUUCCGCCAGAGAAGAUGGCCAAGUACGACAGCUGGUGGAAGCAAUGGGGGAGAAGUGCAUCGCGGGACAGCGAUGUGAGCUCUGCCGCCGAGAGUAGUGAGGGGUCCGUGGAUGUUUUGCAAACGGUGACUCAGAUGCCUGAGGGACCCUUGAAAUCGGCUUUGCUGGAAGUCUUGAUGCAGAAAGAGCCAGCACAGGUGCAGUCGCCCGCGCAGGCACCACCGAGCGUGCCCCAACAGCCGGUGCAGGCACCACCGAGUGUGCCCCUGCAGCCCGUGCAGGCGCCUGCGAGUGUGCCCCCGCAGCCAGUGCAGGCGCCGCCGAGUGUGAGCGGAGGCGACGACAGGCUGCAAGCUUUCGCUAAAUGGAUGUACUCUGGCGGAAAUGGACGGGCCCACGCGGAUAGUGGCAACUACAAAAGCUGGGCCAAAGUGCUGGAGCACUUCCGCAACGACACGUCUGAAGCACUGCUCUUUGCUGCGAAGCGGCGUCAGCAAGACCGCGGCACAAGCGUUUGCAGGAACACCGGCGAGGAAACCUUUCUCCUCUUUGCAGAGGAGAGCAUAACCUGGACCACGAAGAAACUCGACCAGAUUACAGUGGAGGUGGGCGCAGAUUUGGAGGUAGCCACCCGCUUGGCGCAGAUGAUCGAGCAGCACCCGCACUUGUUCAAGAAACAGCCAGCUGCGGACGUGGGCAAACCACAUGAUGCCGUGGAGCCGACCCCCAACGAUGGUACGGAUGCUGCCGCGGAUGGAAGCGGCAAGAAGCCCAAGGGGAAGGCCAAAGCAAAGGCGAAAGCCAAAUCCAAGGCCGACAAGCAGAUCCACACGGAGCUGCCGAUCAUGGACCUCCCCGGCCUGGCUGCUUUCAAGGAGACCUGGACCAAAGCAGUAUCCGAUGCUCAAGGGCAUGCUACGACCAUGGUGUGCGAGCUGGAAAGCUUCGAAUCGCAGGAGAAGUUGUGCGAGCUCAUCAACCAGGCUAAGGAGGGGCUCUCCAAGGCGAGGAAGGAUAUGAUGGCCGUUGAUGUGUCGACCGAGAGCUGUCGCACGACGAUGGAUCACAUUCUUAUGGCUGCAAAGCCGUACGUGCAAGCCUACCUGAAGCACACGCGGAUCGGCGCUGCGAAGCGGGAGAACGAGAAGAAGAAGAAGGUUGAGAAGGAGGCGGCGCCGGCUGAUAAGGUUCCGCUCCAAUGCAAAAUUUCAUAUGUGGUGAUUCCUAUUGUGGAGAUCCAGCAAGUCAAACGAUUGGCUGGAGCUGCGGCUGCGAGAGCUGCCGGCCCACCCAAGGGCCGUGGCAAAGGCCGUGCACGUGGACGUGGGCGGUCUGGGUACAUGAACUUGUUGAAGAAGAAGGGCUUGGCCGAGAAGGUGAUUGUGUACAAGAAGUGGCCAAUUUUCCUGCCAUCGAACUUUGCAAAGGGCUUGGCAGCGGCGGGCGCCGAUGCAUGGAUGCAACACCCUGCCAACACCACUUUCAAUGCAUCUGCUCGCAAAUCCGCCAUACCAAUAUUGAUACAUGGCGACGAGGGACAAGGCAAGAAGGAUCGGAACGUGCUGAUUCUGAAUUGGCAUGUGCUGGGUGUGCAGACGAGCUCGGUCCUCUUCCGAAAGUUCCCGAUAGUGAUCCGUGGUUCCAAUCUGGCUUUUUCUUCUUCUGGGAAAUGCUUGACAAUGGAGGCUCUGCAAGCAGCGGUGGUGGAGUCUUUAAGCAUUGCUGCAAACCCUGCUACUGCUGGGAUUCGUGGCGAUGCCACGCUACAAUACUGUGCCGGCAAGGGAGAUUGGAAGUACAAGAAGGAUUGGCUGUGCGAGAAGAAGGACUACUCGCAUUCACAAUUCUGCAGACGUUGCAAUUGCGGACAAACCCCAGCUGGUGAACACUGGUUGGAUUUUUUGCAUCUCAGCUUUAACAAACCGGAGAUGGUUCAUGACAACCUUCAUGCGAAUGUGCCUGAGACACUCCCGCUCCGGAGCUUGGAUGCAUGGUCCAUGGACAUGGAGGCUGCAGACCUCCUCCACGUCUUGUGGUUGGGGGCCGCCCGUGAUUCCAUCGGUUCUGUCAUUAUGGAAAUCGUCACCUUCGACCCGCGCUUUCAGCAGUCUGAGACUUUUGAUGGUGCACUGGCACAAGUGCUGACUAUGGUGCACGAUUUUUGCGAAGCUCAUGGGAUCGACAAAUCCACAAUCGAUGAGCUCAGCUUGACGAAAUUGCAUGUGGACAGUGUGCAGUACGACUAUCCGCUGGGACUGUCAAAAGCAUUCGCCAACAAGGUCCUGUGCUCUUGGGUAGCUCACUUUUUGGCUGAUACGACUGUGCCACAGCUGCAGCGACCGGCUGUUAUGAUGUGGGCGCUGAUGCAGUUUAACUGGCUCUUGGAGCAAAGCGGCUUGUUCUUCGAUGAUGCUACUGCAAUGCGUGCCUACCAUCAUGGCAUCCUCUACUGCCAGCUUCACGUGCUCGCUGCUCUGGAUGCAUUGCAAGAAUGCCGCCCUCGGUGGAAG
Symbiodinium necroappetens is the source of this 2928-nucleotide messenger RNA. Lineage: Eukaryota; Dinophyceae; Suessiales; Symbiodiniaceae. The record is from the annotation of a GenBank genome assembly.